AUGCUUGCUUAUGUCACAUGAUUGCAGCCCAACUUUUUGCUCUCUCACCGCAUUAUGCCUCCCAAGAAAGCUAAAAAGAUUUCUCUGAACGAGUUUCUUGAAACUGCACCAGGAUCAUGGGCUGAUGAAAUGGACGAAUUGCCCUCCGCUCCUGCGAUGAGGAGCGAUGAUGACCAAGGCCACCAAAAUGACCGCUACGGCCGUCGAAGUGAUGACUUCUUAGCCUCUCGACCUGAUCGCGCUGCUCUACCACCUCGUGAGGACAUUCCUUUACCAACUCAGCCCCCGUACACGGCUUUCGUUGGCAACCUUCCUUUCGACCUCAUAGAAGCAGAACUCGAGGAGUUCUUCACAAAGACCAAGUCGGUCAAAAUUAUCAAGGACAGAGAUGAUAAACCAAAAGGAUUCGGGUAUGUUGAAUUUGAGGAUCUGGACAGCCUCAAGGAUGCUAUUUCUAAAAGCGGCGCUGCGUUUUCAGGAAGGACUAUUCGAGUUAGCGUUGCAGAAGCCCCCAAGGAACGUUCAGGAUUUGGCGGAAACGACGAUAGCAAAUUUGACAAUCCCUGGAGAAGAGACGGACCUCUACCAGACGUCUCAUCAUCGCGAGAUUCCUCACGUCGCAGAUUCGAUGGACCUCGUCCCGACCCUCUUCCGAGUGUUUCCGAGGACGCCAACGACUGGCGUUCAAGUCGACCUCGGGCAGCUUUGCCGGAGCCCGAAACUCCCACUGGAUCCAUGAGAAAAAAACCCAUUGGCUUUGGUUCCGACAACUCUGGGGCCGCUGAUCGCGACGAGGUAUGGUCCAAGGGGUCGAAAUUCAAACCUGCAGAAGAGAGAGAGAACGCGGCUCCGACCAAUAGGUUCGGAAGUGGUAGAGGACGAGGUGAUAUGGGCCCUCCGAGAGAUCCUGUUCCUGAAGAGUCAGAUUGGAGAAGUUCCUCUCGGGCAAGACCUGCCCGUGACAACACCUCUCCUACUGGCUCUACGCCUCCCACACCGCAGAUGGGAAGACGCAAAUUGGAAUUAUUACCCCGAUCGGGUAACGGCUCUAAUGUUCCCAGCCCACUCUCCUCUCCAAAAAUUGGACCAACCCCACCAACUUCUGGAUCUCGCUCCAAUCCUUUCGGUACUGCCAAACCCGUAGAUGUCACGGCCAAGGACAUCGAGAUUACUCAAAAGCUAGAAAAAGAUCGUGAGCUCAACCGUAUCUCCAUGUCUCGGACUAGUUCUCGGACUAGCAUCGAACGACCUAUCAGCCGUAACCAUACGCCACCAGCAAGUGCUGGCUCCCAUUCCCAGCCACCUUCCUCUCCACCUGCUCCCACUUCCAAAGUCAUACCCCAGGGAAUGAGUGCCAACGUGCGACCUGCUUUCAGUUUUGCUAAUGCAGCCGCAAACAAGAAGAAAGCUGAAGAAGCUGAAACGAUUAGAAAGGAAGAGACACUUGCAGAAAAGCUGGGUGAAGUUACUAUAUAGUGUUCGGUGCCUUGACACGCUAAAACUUGAGUUUCUUAUUUAUAACCUAUGUGUUCAUAAGUUCAGCGAGUGCCUUUUCCUCGCACGUCUCUUUUGCUAGCCGAUCAACAUAGCUGGCUCGAUGAUUUACCAAAAAAAGUUCAAUUCGGUUUACAAAACAUUAUCUA
Messenger RNA from Lentinula edodes (shiitake mushroom), 1643 nucleotides. RefSeq lists its product as uncharacterized. Lineage: Eukaryota; Fungi; Basidiomycota; Agaricomycetes; Agaricales; Omphalotaceae. Gene Ontology annotation, molecular function: RNA binding. The coding region runs from base 55 to 1476 and encodes 473 amino acids. The record is from RefSeq and is a predicted model, not a curated record. The transcript has 10 exons.